AUGAGGCUCGCAUAUCGUGUCGGUGCGGCCGUCGCACUCCUGCUCUUCUCGCUCGUCUUGCUUAACCGCCAAUUCCACGCCACCACCAACGUCCCCAAGUCCUUCUGGCACUUCGACACCACCUCUUUCCGCACAGCCCUGCGCCCGCAGACACAGGGCGCUACCCGUCGCAAAUGGGGCAUUGGCACCAACAACAAGAAUGGCGUCGUCUACCAGAAGACGGCCAUCGAGGUCCCGAAUGAGGGGAUUAUUGUGAUGGGCAAGAUGGCCCACGAGGAUACGGCCUGGGUGUCUGCCGAGUUGGCGGAAUGGCGCAAUUUUAUCUACACCGUCGACGACAUCAACGCCCCAGUCCACACUCGCUCCAACAAAGGCCGCGAAGCCCAACCUUACCUCCAAUUCAUCGUCGACCACUACGACGACCUCCCCCGCAACGUGGACUCGAUCCGGGCCUUGCAACGCGACUGGGUGCUUCAGCAAGGCUACGUGAGUCUGCGCUGUCAGCUUUCCCCCGGCUGUCCGGCGGAAAUGCAACCCUUCCGCAAGCCCGCCAAGCCUGGCAACAACGGCGAGAAGCACUACGCCGAAGCCUGGAAGGAACUCUUCGGCAACACGAAUGUUCCCACGCAAAUCGGCGCGCCGUGCUGCUCGCAGUUUGCUGUGUCCGCGGAACAGGUGCUGCAGCGUCCCAAGAGCGAUUACAAGCGGAUGCUGGAUUGGGUGUUGAAUAAUGACUUGCCCGAUGAGGUUACUUCGAACAUUAUGGAGUAUUCGUGGCAUAUUAUUUUUGGCAAGGAUCCGAUUUUCUGCCCCGAUACCUACCAAUGCUACGCCGACGUCUACGGCGAAGAAGUCAUCGUGCAGUGA
Penicillium argentinense is the source of this 867-nucleotide messenger RNA. Its product is annotated as DUF3431 domain-containing protein. The coding region runs from base 1 to 867 and encodes 288 amino acids. Lineage: Eukaryota; Fungi; Ascomycota; Eurotiomycetes; Eurotiales; Aspergillaceae. The record is from RefSeq and is a predicted model, not a curated record. The transcript is spliced from 4 exons.